Molecule: messenger RNA, 1572 nt
Organism: Oncorhynchus gorbuscha (pink salmon)
Lineage: Eukaryota; Metazoa; Chordata; Actinopteri; Salmoniformes; Salmonidae
Product: homeobox protein SIX6
Exons: 2
Coding region: 204-941 (245 amino acids)
Biological process (GO): eye development; regulation of transcription by RNA polymerase II
Cellular component (GO): nucleus; transcription regulator complex
Molecular function (GO): DNA-binding transcription factor activity, RNA polymerase II-specific; RNA polymerase II cis-regulatory region sequence-specific DNA binding
Source: RefSeq, a predicted model, not a curated record
AGUUUUUAUACUCUUGUAAUUUCUACAUACCAAGUUCACCAGCCGAGGGCAUAGUUCCUCCGUGUUUUUAACGGUUGAUCUGUUAACUUUGGGAUUGCCUUUUUGUGUGGAUCCGACGAUCAGAGAGCGAGAGGGAGAGAAGGGUAGGCGCGAGAGGGGAGCGUGUGAGUCAGAGAGAGACGGAGGUGAAACGAAAAGCCUCCAUGUUUCAGCUGCCUAUCUUGAAUUUUAGCCCCCAGCAGGUUGCGGGGGUUUGCGAGACUCUGGAAGAGAGCGGGGACAUUGAGCGCCUCGGUCGCUUCCUCUGGUCUCUGCCCGUCGCCCCAGCAGCCUGCGAGGUCCUCAACAAGAAUGAGUCGGUGCUUAGGGCGCGGGCCAUCGUGGCCUACCACACCGGGAAUUUCCGAGAACUCUACCACAUUCUGGAGAACCACAAGUUCACCAAAGAGUCUCACACUAAACUACAGGCCCUGUGGCUCGAGGCGCACUACCAGGAGGCAGAGAAGCUGCGAGGCCGCCCGCUAGGGCCAGUGGACAAAUACAGGGUACGGAAGAAGUUCCCUCUACCCAGAACGAUAUGGGACGGAGAGCAAAAGACCCACUGCUUCAAGGAGAGAACCCGACAUUUGUUACGAGAAUGGUACUUGCAGGAUCCUUACCCGAACCCGAGCAAAAAGAGGGAGCUCGCGCAGGCUACUGGACUUACUCCCACACAAGUGGGAAACUGGUUCAAAAAUCGUAGACAAAGGGAUAGAGCGGCGGCUGCGAAAAAUAGGCUACAACAGCAAGGGAUGUCCCAAGGCUCGGUUCGGUCUUUGGCAGAUGAUGAUGGAACCGUCGAUCGACUCGGACCCGCCUCUAGUCCCGAGGCUAGUUUGUCAAGCAAAGCCGCCACCUCCGCUAUCUCGAUCACUUCCAGCGACAGCGAAUGUGACAUCUAAUGGCGCACGAGGCAGUCCAGAGGAGGGAGAGGAUACAUUCACAGGAGAUAAAUAAAGGAAAUCCUAAAAGACAAUCUAACAAAAAAACAGUCAGUGCCUGCGUUUGAAUUUAAAGAAACUGGUCUUCUUUGAUGGCUGCCAAAACAUGAGGGAUCUGACGGAAUGCCCUGUCUUAAAGCUAUACUUUCUUUUUGUUGUCGUUUUUCCGCUAUGGAUGGCUGAAGCUAAUACAAGCGGACAGAAAAUGUAAAGAAAAAUCAUAUUCAUAUUCACAAUCCCUUUUUAGGGAGGACUAAUAAACCAAUGCCUCAAGAUACAACUAAAAAUGAAGAAAAAAAAUACAUUUGAGCGCCUAACCUGCUAUUUUCUGUGGGUAUUUCAUGUUGAAAAGACGCUGUAAUAUUUUUACUUUACUUUUAAAGUUUUAUAAAUAAUGUUUAUUUACCUAUUUAAAUGACUGCCUCUGUUAGAAUGUGAUAUUAUUUUGCUUGGUGUUUUUAAUAUUUACCUUGUGCACAGGUGAACCCGUUGAGCAUGUGCGCUUUAGUAAACAUGUGUUUCAGUAAAAACGUUUUUUUUUUUAAGAAGUAAAGAUAACUUAAUAAAAUAAUUGUUUAUGAAAAGAACAAAA